GUUGACGUUUCAAAUUCGAGUUGGACAUUUAGGUUAACAUCCAAAAAUUAAUCAAAAAAAUGGCAAAAAGUCAGAAUAAUUUGCUGGAUUUAGAUGUGGAGAAGCUAUUCGAAGAACACAACGUUGACGAAAUAAUCGAAAUCGAAAAACUUCUGGACACGGAAAUUGAAAGAAAACGUAAAGAAUUGAGGUCGAUGGUCGGAGAUCGUUAUAAGGAUGUACUAGCAGCUUCUGAUUCUAUCAAGUCGAUGAAAACUAUAUCCCAAGAAAUUGUGGACAGCAUCGACAAUAUUACUACUAAAUGCCAAGAUCUUACCCAAAAUAUAUCCAAUUUGGACAAAAAAUCGAGUAUUCCAGUAGAUAGUAAAAAAAUUGAAGAAAGGAUUAUUAUAAGUCAAAUACGACUAGCCAUUUUCAUGAACGAACAAAUUUGGGUAGCCCUCGAUGAGGAAAAUAAUUUAGAUGCAGCGCAAUAUUUCUUAUUAGCCCAGCACAUACAAACAGGUCUAAGUCUCUCCAAGAAGGAAUACAUCAAUAAAGUACCUCUUCUUCAACAUAUAAAAUCAAAUUUAUUACUGUUGAAAUCAAAAAUACUUGAAAAAAUUACCGAUAAAUUAGAAUCGGUAGAAACGUCCACAAAAGAAACGAGUCAAAAUUUAAAUGCCUUAUUUUUGCUGGAAAAUCAAGGUAGCAAAGAUUUAAUAAGCAUUUUUAUCGAACACCGUAAAACAGCUCUAAAUACUGUCAUCAAUUCACCCUAUUCGAGUGUACGAGCUCAAAUUUGCUCUAUGGUUAAGUGUCUUCUAACCACUGUUCGGCUCUUAUACGAUUGUUUCAUUAGCGAUCAAAAUGGAUACAGGGGAUUAAUUUGGCAACAACUACAAGGCAUCAUAGGAAACACAGCCCCUUUUACAAUAAGUAAAUUAGAUUUACCUGUUACCCCGUUGAUGUCGUAUUUACCUGAAAUUAUUAAGCAAUUUAGGCCUACAUGUAAAUCUAUUUACCAAACCGAAACACCUACCAAAGAAGUAGAUAAUAUACUUAAAGAAUGGUUAGAGUCCACAAGAAAAACAGUAAAGGAAGGAUUGGAAAAAUCCCUCGAUCUAAUUCCGAACAUAAAAGGUUUACACCUGACGAGGGAAGAAUCAUUAAAAAUCGAGCCUCCGGAUAAUUGGGAUCAAAUAUGCAAAGAGUCGCAGUUGCCGGAUAAUUUCAACAUUUGGUAUUACUUCUUCCAAAAUCUGAUUACUCUCAGAUGCCAGAGUUUAAUAACGAAGAAAAUGUCUUCAAUCAUACUAGAAACUCAAAGCGACGUUGAAUCAGUUCUUGAAAGUGCUUGUAAAUCUGAUAACUCCGAAGCAGACCUGCGCUGGUAUGUUUGGAACGAAGAAAUAGAAGAUGUUAGUAAAUUCGAAAAUUCACAUUUAGGACUUUCUAUGAAAACGAAGGGGUAUUCAAAGAACAUAGUGGAGUUGUGCGAUAAAUUCGACAAAAAAUAUUUAGAACUCCUCCAAGAUGCGUCCCAGUAUUUAUACGGAAAGGACUUCAAUAUCAAUUUGAAUUACGCGAUGGUACUAAAGGAUUUCAAAUUUAAAAGGAAAUUCAUGGACAAGACUGAUGUAGAAAAGCACCUUCAAUUAGAAUGCAGCAAAACGUGCAAAGGUUUGUCGGAUUUCUCGAAAGAUCUUCUGUCGGAAGAUUCGGAUUACUUUGUAACCAAAUGCGUUAUAUUAGCAAGGUUCCUGCAGGCUAUAACCCAAUUAUGCCCCCAUUUCCACAAGUGCUGCACGUUCAAUAACGCCGACGAAUGGUUGAAAAUCUGUGAUACAUUUAAUAUUACCAGUCAAACGUUAUGGAUGCAUUGGAUCGAUGAUGUAGUAAAAGAUACCGAAAAAAAUUGUCAGGAAUUAGACGACGUUUCGGUUAAAAAGAUACUAAAAACGUUUGCUAAGUGGGACGAAAUCGAGAUCCAAGAACAUACCGAAGAAAAAGUGUUCAAAUCGCAAAUACAAGUGCCAUUAAAGCCUAGUUUAAUGCUAAACGAAAUAGUGGAUAAGCUGAACGCUUCCAUCGGCCUGAAGAUUCCGCAUUCCAUUCCGAAGACCAUCCAUUUGAAAUUCAUUGAAAAAAAUUCCGCCGUCAUUUUCGAUCGCUACAAGAGCUUGUCCGAAAAGCAGCUGAACCAAAAGCAAGCUUUGCAGUUUCUGUUCGAUAUCAAGUACUUGACGACGCUGUGCAUUCCUAGAGAAAACGUUCAACUCAUCGCCUAUUCCCAAGAGAUCUGUGAUAAAUUUAGGAGUAAAAUUGACCCGUUUGAUUUGGACGUAUUUUAUUCGUACCUACAAAAUAACGUUAAGAGAGCAGUAGCACAAUCUCAGGUUAUUUUGGGAUGCUUGUUGCCGUCUUCAAAUCAGCUAGCUAAUUUAGGAGUUAGUGAAAAGGUUAAAGAGCAAGACCAGAAUCCCAAUAUAUUAGCCUUGAGUACGCCUUCAUUGGCUUCGUGGUUUCCCUUGUUACCUGUUUCGGCACCUUCACAGAGAGCACCCGGUUCUUCUACGAAAGCAAAGGAUUCUUCAGUUAAGUCUAAAUCCACUCCGAAGAAAACGCCGGAUUCUUCUAAUAUUAUGAAGCACAGUGCCGCAUCGAUUUUCGGAGGCCUUGCCACCGAUUGGUUUUCGUAACAUUACAUUCAGCCGGUUUAAUGUUGUUUUGUACAUAAAAAAAUCGCACUUUUGCGCAAUUUUGUACGUGUACAGCAUGUUUAUUCGUAAGGAUAAAAGUUUAAAAACUAUUUUCAAUAAAUUAUAAUAUAUUAUAAAUAAAUUGAAUUUAUUA
This is a messenger RNA of Phyllotreta striolata, 2835 nucleotides long. NCBI's taxonomy places the organism in Eukaryota, Metazoa, Arthropoda, Insecta, Coleoptera, Chrysomelidae. The record is from the annotation of a GenBank genome assembly.